This is a messenger RNA of Chelonus insularis, 3549 nucleotides long. RefSeq lists its product as uncharacterized. Lineage: Eukaryota; Metazoa; Arthropoda; Insecta; Hymenoptera; Braconidae. Gene Ontology annotation, biological process: positive regulation of protein localization to plasma membrane; skeletal muscle contraction; positive regulation of voltage-gated calcium channel activity. The coding region runs from base 621 to 3515 and encodes 964 amino acids. Gene Ontology annotation, cellular component: extrinsic component of cytoplasmic side of plasma membrane. The record is from RefSeq and is a predicted model, not a curated record. Gene Ontology annotation, molecular function: protein binding. The transcript is spliced from 14 exons.
GGUGAUGGCAGAAGAGGAAGAGGAUAGAUCGCGUGCCCGGUCAGACGUCAGUGAAAGAGUCAGUGGUGCGCGGACCUCGGUAGAGUGAGGAUGUCUUUAGAGGUGUAAAGUAGUCUGUCAUAAGUUAAACAUCGCGCGGAAGAUAAACUUUAAACAACAAAAUUAUUAAUUCUAUUUUUGCCAAAGCAUUUGGCUGAGGCUAUUCCAAACUGUCAAGUAAAGACAAUCUUGUGCUAUACAUACGUUUCUUUUGUUUUCAUUUCGAGUGGUCAGGUCAAACACACGAGUAAACACGAGCGAAUUCAUCAUUUCUCAGAAAUUUUUCAACGGUAAAAUAAUAAAUGAAGACAUUCAUAAACAAAAAGCCCUGGGUUGAUGUCUAUCUAACCAGCAGGGACAGUUCUUCUGAAUGAUCAAGACGGUUCUUCGUUAAUCAUUGUCCCGGAAAACAUGUUUUUAACGUGGUCUACAUCAGUUCUACAAUUGUGGAAGUGUAUCAGAAAAGGUCGAGCACAACUAAGUGUCGUCCUGGUCAACAAUGAAUUGCAGUCAAAGCGCAAUGUUUGCGCGCGCGGAAACAACGUCCAGGUGGUCAAGGAAGCAUUUGAUUUUGUCUGGGCAUGUACGUCAUCUAUCCGGCGGAAGAGCUUCUUAGAAUCUAUGAGAGUCCAAUUCGCCGUGUGUCACUGACUUCGACCAUUGUCAAUCCACAUGACAGACUUAACUGCGAAAACAAAUUGCAGUGCUCGAGUCAGAAAAUAGUUCGAAAAAAUAGUAUCAGUUUCAAUAAGAAUAAUUCUAAGAGUAAUAAAGAUAAUAGUAAUAAUCGUCGGGUGAAAACUGAUAAAAAAAUAAGUGAUAGAGAUAAAAAAGUAAUAUUAAAUACUCGAGAAAAUAAUAAUAAAGGUAGUGAUUCUUUGGAGAAUAAGAAGAAACUCAAAAACUGCCCGAUUAUGCAAAAUAAUCGUAACGGAGAAGAGGGUAAUAAUCCCUUCAAGGAACUGACACAUGCAACCCUCAAUGAGCCACUCAAGCAGCACAAUGGAAAUGCUCUCAAGCUCGUUCAAACUGUAUCGGAGUUUGCUCAGGAGCUUGGUGUGGCAAUGGAAACUCAUUCAGCGAACGUGCGUCGACUUGUUGAUGAGUUUCGUGGUAGAUCAAAUGAAACUAGAAGUGAUGCUGGGGCGAUGCGUCGAGUAUGGGAAAACCUUCUAAGACAAGUUGAGGCUGAUGCUACAGCACAUCUUGAUCUUGCAGCGGUACUCCAGCAGCAGAUUUCUAGGCCAACUCAAGAGGCUAGUUUCUACCGAAAGCUUCAAUCUCGAAAGGUGUUCGCGCAUCGUGAGGCAUAUGAGCAAGUGGUAACCAAGACUGAGGAAAAGCUCCAACGUGCAAGAGUUGACUACAAGAGAGCAUAUGGUGCUUUGUUGACCAUUAAUGAAACAGCUAGUGAACAGGAGCAGAGCAAUCUUAAACGAGCUUACUUUGAGGCACAUAACGCCUACGUGCUUCAAUUACAUGCUACUAAUGCAAUUGCUGAGAGUUAUCAGUUCCACUGCCUACCAAGUCUUCUUGGAGAAAUAGCCGAGGUCUAUGAGGAACUUUCCACUCUUGCAUGUGGAUGUAUAUCCCGAAUCGCUGAAGCUGCUGGUGAAAGAUCUAAUGAGCAAGCCAAGAGAUUCCAGGCUGUUACCAAAGAAGCCCAGAAUAUCUCAGCACAAACUGAUCUACAACUUUUUGCUAAAAAUCUCUCCAGCACAGCUAUGCCCAGGAAGCCGCCUCGUCGGCUUUUUGUACCACCAUCACCACCAGAGCAAAUUCCAAUAGAGCGGAUUAAUCAGGUUCCAACUCUUAGGGAUGAGUUAAUAUCAUCUGGAAUGAGUGGUCAACCUACCCUCGAUGAUUUACGUCGAGAGUCUGAUGCUCUCAAUCUUGAAAUUAGUCGUGUUCAAGACUCGUUAGAUGCUCUUAUACGAAUGCAGCGCAAGAGUGCUGAGGGCAAUCUCUUUACCAAAGUAGCCGAGCUUCAAGAAGAUAUCUCGAUGAAACGCUUCGACUUGGGCGUCGCUCAUUUACACUUGGCUGCUGUACAAGCUCAGAAAGAGUUGUUUGGUGCUGGAGACGUAGGACCAGCAGAAGGAGUGAGUAACAGAAAACUAUCAAAUGGAUCAACUGGAAGUACGAAACAUAAAUGGCUCAAAGCCUUCAAAAGCCUUAAGACAAGUUCACCAACAACUCCACCAACUUCUGAUAAGCCAGCAAAACAGGCGAUGUACCAUGCAGUAUCUACGGUUGUAGCCAUGUCCAGAAAAAAUUUGGAAUCAGAAGGAGGUCACCAAUGGCGAGAAUACACUUAUCGAAAGAUAACACCAUGUGAUGCCUGUGGCCAGGUGCUACGAGGUCACAGCUGGCAAGGGCUCAGAUGUCGAGGAUGUAAGGCAAAUGCUCAUUCAGAUUGUAUAAAUCUAGUGCAGCCAGCAAAUUGUCCUAGUCUUGCACCAAAACGUAGUGGUGGUAUUCCUCUACUUCGUCGUCAGAAAAAUCCUCCAGCACCAGUCGAUGACACUCCCUCCACGGAACAGAGCGUUGAUGCUACAUACCAGGUGUUGAAGCAAGCGGGUGAGAUUCGUGGGAAUUCAACCAACUCACCACCCACACCUCCAACAGCAGAUCAUCUUUCCUCAGCUGGACCACCUUCGAGGACAAUUACUUCCCAUCCUUGCUCCUCUUCUACCUCUGAUAUCAUGAAACACGAAGCACCGCAUAGUCCACAACGCCGUCGAGAGAGGUUGAAUCUGCGAAUGAAGAGUCUCAGCUUAGAUUCUCCAGAGGGAUCUGCCCAUGUUCGUCAUCGUCCAAGGGACUAUUAUAUAACCCAGAAGGAUGGAACCCCCCCAAGACGUUCAGAUAGUGGCAGUAUCAACCGUUUAUCCCCUUGUAGUUCGGGUCACAGUCAUUCGGUUCAUGCCCGACAAGGUCGAGGAGCAAUUAGAAUGUCUAGCAUGGAACUUCCAGACGACAAUGACAAAUCCUACUCAUCAGCAAGUACUUCACCUUGUCCUUCACCCCACACGAACAAUCAGAACCAUUUGAAUUUACCUGGCAAACGAGUUCUUCCUCCUAAUAAUCUUUACGUCGUUCUCUAUAAUUUUGAUGCUCGUCACCGGGAUGAACUUGAUCUAAAAGCUGGUUAUAAAGUCACAGUGAUUGACAAGUCAGAAAAAGAUUGGUGGAAGGGUAAAUGUUUAGGUGGUAGAGUUGGUUAUUUUCCUAGUGCCUAUGUGAUGAAAAUCGAGUCAGGUCAAAAAACUCUACAAGUUACUAGGAAUCUUCAAUUAUCAGAUCAAGUGACGUUACUUCGUGAUCAAAUUGUGAUUCAAAUCAGCGAAGAAGUGGAUGGAGUAGCAAUGGUACGAUGUGCAGCAGAUACGAAAUCUUCCAAUCAUGUUACUGAAGAAGGUGAUGUGAGAUUCCGAGAAAUUUUAUGUCCUUUAAAAUUCCUUCAGGAAGUGUGACACCAACCUUACAAAGCUAGUUAUUCUGAUUCGA